Molecule: messenger RNA, 675 nt
Organism: Histoplasma capsulatum G186AR
Lineage: Eukaryota; Fungi; Ascomycota; Eurotiomycetes; Onygenales; Ajellomycetaceae
Exons: 1
Coding region: 1-675 (224 amino acids)
Source: RefSeq, a predicted model, not a curated record
AUGCGCAAUCCGCUUAGGGCCAUAAUUCAUGGCCAUUCCCCGUUAGAGAUUCGACCGACAUUACGGCGAAUACGUGCCUGUCCGCAUCCAUGGUCAACCCUCUUCUUUCUUAUUUGGCCCUUUCCAUGGCGGUAUACCUUACCAUAUCCACUUCUAUCAGUGGAAGAGAUUGAAAAGCACCCUAAUUUUCACGAUGAACGUCAAUCUGGAAUUCGAAAACUCCACAACAUCCCAAUCUACCGCAUCCGCGAUACGCCGCUCCGCUCGCUAUAUCGACUUGUUGAGGAUCUGUGUGCCACAGAGUUCAUUAUGAUGGGCUACGAGUGUGAAUACUUUUUUUACCAUCGCGAGCGUCACUGGUCGUUGGCUUGCAUUCCAGACCCUCGGGACGAAGAUCCCAUCCGUUACGCUAUCCUUGCCAGUAUGGUGGAAGCACUGGUGGAUGCAUUCAAUUGGAGACUAGAACUUGGAAUUCGCCGGGAUAAGACAACAGACAAACUCGAACAGCGGAGUUUCAAUUUCGUGAGAGAAGAGGCCCCAUCCUGGACUUCAAAGAUUGGCCCUGUCGCAAAGCCCCUAGCUUUUCAUGAGGCUGGCUCCAGUGACAUGACGAUGGAGCAACGUUUUUUCAAAAGAAACAUCAGAGUGCCGAAUGGAUACUUGUACACGGUAUAG